GGCUAAAACCCAUGCCCCCGUCCCCUGCCAAGCUCAACCCACACAGACAAACCCUAGCAAUGGCGGCGGCCAACCUCCUCUCCCGCUCCCUCCUCCCGUCGCUUAACCCUAACUCCGCCACCCGCUCAAGCAGCAGCAGCCCUGCACUUGUCUCCCUGCGCCGCCAUCACGGACGCUCGAACCCCCUAUGUGCCUCCCUCUCCACCGCCUCCCCGUCCCUGCGGCCGGAGGCGGCAGCCUCGGGGGAGGCGCCCAAGCGCUGCUUCCGGCGCGGAGACGACGGGCACCUGUACUGCGAAGGGGUACGGGUGGAGGAGGCGAUAGCGGCCGCCGAGCGGACCCCCUUCUAUCUAUACAGCAAGCCGCAGGUCGUCCGCAACUUCACCGCCUACCAAGAAGCCUUGGAGGGGCUCCGCUCCAUCGUGGGGUAUGCCGUCAAGGCUAAUAACAACCUCCGCGUGCUGCAGCUCCUGCGGGAGCUCGGAUGUGGCGCCGUUCUUGUCAGCGGCAACGAGCUCCGCCUUGCACUCCGGGCAGGAUUUGACCCUACCAGGUGCAUAUUUAAUGGAAAUGGAAAGACAUUAGAAGAUCUUGUUUUAGCUGCAGAGAGUGGAGUAUUUGUAAAUAUAGACAGUGAAUUUGACUUGGAGAAUAUCGUCACUGCUGCAAGAGUUGCAGGAAAGAAAGUGCCUGUUUUGCUCAGAAUAAAUCCAGAUGUGGAUCCACAGGUUCAUCCUUAUGUUGCCACGGGAAACAAAACAUCCAAAUUUGGAAUUCGCAAUGAAAAAUUGCAAUGGUUUUUAGACUCCAUCAAAUCAUACCCAAAUGAUAUUAAACUGGUGGGUGUUCAUUGCCAUCUUGGGUCUACCAUUACAAAGGUUGAUAUAUUUAGAGACGCUGCAGUUCUUAUGGUGAACUUUGUUGAUGAAAUUCGAGCACAAGGUUUUGAGUUGGAGUACCUGAAUAUUGGAGGUGGCUUGGGGAUAGAUUACGAGCACAAGGAUGCAAUCUUGCCUACACCAAUGGAUCUUAUCAACACAGUGCGAGAAUUGGUUCUCUCGCGAGAUCUUACUCUUAUCAUUGAACCUGGAAGAUCCUUGAUCGCUAAUACUUGCUGCUUUGUUAAUAAGGUCACUGGUGUUAAAACUAAUGGUACAAAGAAUUUCAUUGUGGUUGAUGGCAGCAUGGCAGAGCUCAUCAGGCCUAGUCUAUAUGGAGCGUAUCAGCAUAUCGAACUGGUUUCUUCUCCGUCUCCAGAUGCAGAAUUAGCAACCUUUGAUAUUGUGGGGCCAGUUUGUGAAUCUGCAGAUUUCCUUGGCAAAGAUAGGGAGCUUCCAACACCUGACAAGGGUGCUGGCCUGGUUGUCCACGACGCAGGAGCUUAUUGCAUGAGCAUGGCUUCCACCUACAACCUGAAGCUGAGACCACCUGAAUAUUGGGUAGAAGAAGAUGGGUCCAUCGGUAAGAUCAGGCAUGCGGAGACAUUUGAUGAUUACAUGAAGUUCUUCGAUGGUCUCUCUUCCUAGUUCUCCAUUUGUUGGAGGCAUGCUGUGUGGAUUACUUGUAUGGCUGUAGUGGAACGUGAAUGCAUAAUGUGAUGCAAAUUGUUGUAGUACAAUCAGGGGAUCGUCUUAUUGUGCACCUUUUUUCUGCCAUAUGCCAGUCCUGUUACCUAGCCGCAAUAAAAAAAUAAAGUCAGCGGCUUAGAGAAUAAAUUCGCCCUUCUCAUAUCCAUUUAUGAAA
This is a messenger RNA of Brachypodium distachyon (stiff brome), 1743 nucleotides long. RefSeq names its product probable diaminopimelate decarboxylase, chloroplastic. Gene Ontology annotation, cellular component: chloroplast. The transcript has 8 exons. Lineage: Eukaryota; Viridiplantae; Streptophyta; Magnoliopsida; Poales; Poaceae. The coding region runs from base 12 to 1526 and encodes 504 amino acids. Gene Ontology annotation, molecular function: diaminopimelate decarboxylase activity. The record is from RefSeq and is a predicted model, not a curated record.